Schistosoma bovis is the source of this 624-nucleotide messenger RNA. The record is from the annotation of a GenBank genome assembly. Lineage: Eukaryota; Metazoa; Platyhelminthes; Trematoda; Strigeidida; Schistosomatidae.
AUGUCUGGUGGGCAACAUCAUCAAGCAGUUAGUAUUCCUGUGAAUCGUGAGCAACGGUCAUUUGAGAGGCAGAGACGUGACCUGUUAACUGGCCUGGAACACGGAGGUGGUACUCAUCGUGGCAACCUAAUCGCACCGUACACGGAAGACUGGCCGAGUACUGUGGACAGCUGGAUCAACUCCUCGUGGAGGAGAUGGGAUGAAGACAUGCGACGUUUGAGACGUGGAAUGUUCGCGCUAUUACCGUUGGACAACUUCACCCACGGUAUUUGGGAGAAUCCAUUCGCUUUAAUGCACCAAAUGGAUCGUCAUAUCCAGGAUAUCCGAGAGAGAAUGGGCUCAAUGGAUGUUCCGUCGACCGGUUCAGUGAGUGACUUUUUGAAGGACGCCUACGAAAUAGGUGAGGAUGGCAAGGUACAUUUCAAGGUACGAUUCGACGCACAAGGUUUCGCUCCUCAGGACAUCAAUGUGACGUCGAGUGAGAACCGUGUGACGGUACACGCGAAGAAGGAGACGACGACCGAUGGUGGGAAGUGUAGUCGGGAGUUCUGUCGUAUGGUGCAGCUGCCGAAGAGUAUUGAUGAUAGUCAACUGAAAUGUCGCAUGACAGAUGUAAGUUGUUGA